Messenger RNA from Arabidopsis arenosa, 1138 nucleotides. The record is from the annotation of a GenBank genome assembly. Lineage: Eukaryota; Viridiplantae; Streptophyta; Magnoliopsida; Brassicales; Brassicaceae.
GACGACGACGACGACACUUGCUUCACCACCGUACCUGUUUCAACGGAGGAAAGAGACAAGAAGCGUUUUAACUUUCUCUUCUAACUCCAUGGAGAUUUGUGGCGUUGAUUCUGAAGGGAAAGAGUUUAAUAGUGCACAAGAGAUGUGGAGAGAAGAAAUUGGAGAAGAAGGAGACGAAACUAGAAAAACCCAAUGGUAUAGAGAUGGUGUUUCUUAUUGGGAAGGUGUUGAAGCAUCUGUUGAUGGAGUAUUAGGAGGAUAUGGACAUGUGAAUGAUGCUGAUAUUAUAGGAAGUGAGGUUUUUCUUAAGACUCUUUUGCAAGAAAGAUUAGUUAAUGUUGGACCUAAUCAACAUUUAGUAGCUCUUGAUUGUGGCUCUGGUAUUGGAAGAAUCACCAAGAAUCUUCUGAUUCGAUAUUUUAACGAGGUUGAUCUUCUUGAGCCUGUAGCGCAAUUUUUGGAUGCAGCUCGUGAAAAUUUGGCAUCUGCGGGUUCCGAAACGCAUAAAGCAACUAACUUUUUCUGUGUUCCUCUUCAGGAGUUUACUCCAGCUGCUGGGAGGUAUGAUGUUAUAUGGGUUCAAUGGUGCAUUGGGCAUCUCACGGACAACGACUUUGUUUCUUUCUUUAACCGCGCAAAGGGAUGCCUUAAACCAGGUGGGUUUUUCGUCGUGAAGGAGAAUCUCGCUAAAAAUGGAUUUGUUUUGGAUAAAGAGGAUCACAGCAUCACCAGAUCGGAUCCCUACUUCAAAGAGCUCUUUCGCCAAUGCGGGUUACAUCUCUAUAGAACAAAGGAUCAGAAAGGUCUUCCACAAGAGUUAUUUGCUGUAAAAAUGUAUGCAUUAACGGUUGACACACCACCGAAAAUCCACCGAACCAGAUCAAAAACUACUAGCAACAGACCGCAGAUUAUCAAAUGACAAAGUUUCUGAUUGGUUUAUAACAGCGUCUUAAUCUUUUUGUUUAAAGAGAGAAGCUACCAAAGGUAUUGUAAGAUCUGGAUCAAGGCUUGGCUACGAUGUGUAUUACCGCAGGAAAAGCUACCAAAGGAAGCACACUGUCACAUGGUUUGGUUUUGUGCCCGCUCGAUUCUCUUCUCUUCCAUCACCUUCACCAAGUAAUAAACUCUCAUGUACUCA